AUGGCUCUCACACCCCGAAUGGAACCCUACGCCCGCCUCCGUUACCGUCUCUACGAAGCUCUCCUCCUUCUUUUCAUCAUCCGUCCCAUCGUCGGCCCACAUGUCGUCUCCCAGCUCGGAACUUACACCACGCAGGAUGUUCAAAGACGUUUCUUCAAAAACUUGGCAUUUCUCUGCGACUACAGAAAGGGAGGAAGAACUGCAACUGCCAUCGCCGUCGAGAACCGUUAUGACUGCUACGUCUUUUGGGUUGCUUCAAACGAGGGCGCUGGAGAUAAAGUAGUGGAUUUCCUUGAAGAUGUACUCAAGACCUUGCGCAUGUUUUGUGAACCGAUCAACGAACUGGAUCGCGCCACAGCGGAGGAGGCAUUGCUAGUUCGAUGUGCUGCGUUUGCCUCUGAUCGACUCCGACAGGAAGCUAGAAUUCUUCGUAAUUCUGCUAGAAAGUGCCGUCUUUCUCUGGAAGAUAGCGACGAGGAGAUCGAUGCCCGGGUUGUCAAGUGGCUCCAACAAUUUGAGAGUAUGUCUUCCCAUGCUACUCUGUGUCGGUCAGCAUACCGCUCGCGAAACGACGAGGAGAUGCAGCGCAUCGAGCAGCUCGGCCAAGAUACCGAAAACGACCUGCGUCCGGAAAAGCUUAUCGAGACGUUUCGUACAGUCAGACACAUGGUCGGCCGUCUAGCUGCCCGUAUCCGCAGUAUCAACCAGCUCCUCGAUGACUGUAACCGUAUGGAAGUACUUCUCAAAGCCUACCAAGUUGCGGCAGUCCAACGUCCCAUUAGCGCGCCAGUGCCAGAAGCGGAUGCGCACACAACGUUGCCACGUAUCCUGAACCGCAUUCUACCCGAGACAAAUGUCCAGCAUGAAUCGUGCCUGGACGUCCUUCAGCGACUGGAUACCCAAGUCAAAAUUGAAGACCAGAUCCAGGACAAGUUCAAAGAGGGUGCACUCGAGCCGUGCGUCCACGCAGAGGUCCAGAUGCUUCAUCAUUUCUAUGACAGCGGAAGGAGGUACUUUUCGAAUGACCGCUACGUCGCCUGCAGCAAGCCUGCGUGCGUUGGCUGUGAGUCUUAUGCCCGUCACCAUCCCGCUAGGGUCACUCUGCUUGACGCCCAUCAGAAGGUAUACCCAAAUUGGGGAAUCGUGAAUUUGGUGGGCGGAAAGCAGGACCCUGGCUGGAUCAAUCAGCGGAAGAUCAUCAACGAUGUUAUUGGGGACUUGAAGGCUAUGGUGAUUGAUCGGCUGGGCGAGCUACAUGCGACGACAAUGCAACGUCCGGACUCGUUUACGGAGAUUACUGCGUCUUUGGUUGGUGAAAGUGAAUCAGGGUCGGAGACGGAGGGAGCAGAUGAUAGUGACGCCGGCCCAUCUAGUGAAGUUUUCAGCUUGGACAGCGCUAUCGAACUACUGGAUCUUUCACCCGAGUCUCAAGGGGCGGUUCAGGUGGAAUAUGGAUCCGGGGACAUUGAAAAUCUCGAGAACGGUAGUACGCUCCAAAAUAACGAAGACGAAGAUGAAGAUAGCGGCGGUGCUCAGCUUUGA
This is a messenger RNA of Colletotrichum tamarilloi, 1542 nucleotides long. RefSeq lists its product as uncharacterized. Bases 1 to 1542 code for a protein of 513 amino acids. The transcript has 3 exons. The record is from RefSeq and is a predicted model, not a curated record. NCBI's taxonomy places the organism in Eukaryota, Fungi, Ascomycota, Sordariomycetes, Glomerellales, Glomerellaceae.